Molecule: messenger RNA, 3204 nt
Organism: Lasiodiplodia theobromae
Lineage: Eukaryota; Fungi; Ascomycota; Dothideomycetes; Botryosphaeriales; Botryosphaeriaceae
Product: Hamartin
Exons: 4
Coding region: 1-3204 (1067 amino acids)
Biological process (GO): regulation of cell cycle; negative regulation of TOR signaling
Cellular component (GO): TSC1-TSC2 complex
Source: RefSeq, a predicted model, not a curated record
AUGGCCGCCGCCUCUGUAAAGGACGCCGUCAAGGCGCUUGAGUCCGUCUUCGCCGGUCCAACCGUCGCAUACCCGCUGCCCGACGAGCUCCAGCAGACCAUCGAAGCCUUCGUCGACAGGCACCACGACAUUGAUGACCAGGACUCGCAGCGCCUGCACGACGAGCUGCUGCAGACCUACAACAACCACGUUCAGGACGAGCCCAUCAAGCGCAGCGCAUUCCUCAGCGUCCUCCGCCAAGUGCGCCCUGCCAUUCGCGGCGAUGCCCGUCUGUCGCAAUGGUGGAAUCUAGUUAUAAAGCCCGUAAUAGACGGUGUAGGCCACAAGAGGGACGAAAUUGAGGAUGCGCGCGAGUUCGUGCUGGGGAUCCUGGCCUAUGAAGCUGACGGCGACGACGACGCCGAGCACGCCCAAGCCGCUGCUUCGUACACUCAGAAGCUCUUGGAGUGCUAUCUGAGACGCACUCGCAUGCCGACUGGAGAGAGCGACGUCAUUACCCCCGAAGACGAGUAUGUUGCCCGCGAGAUAGAGUCGCUUCUGGUCAUGUACGGCCGCCGCAAGCCCAAGGAGCUGCUUCUCUCCCUGAACAACCUAUUCGUCCAAGCCAAACAUCGAGUCCAAGCCCUGGGUCUGCUCUGUACCUUUGUCCGCGUCCAACCCCCACACCUCUACCUGGUCUCCGAAACGCCGCUUGUGGAGAACCUCGAAAAAUGCUUGAUGAUUGACAAGUCUGCCACGGUUGUUGAGAUGGCCCUCACCGUGCUCAUCAUGUUCAUGCCGCACAUCACCCGUGUACUAGUCUCUCACAUGCCGAAGCUUUUCCUGAUUUACAGUAGAGUUUUGUGCUGGGACCAGGUUACCGCGCCAAUGCCAAAUGAAACCCAAAAGACGGAAGAAGCUAUCGACACUGACUCCGACGAGGAUUCUUCCGACGACGAUCGUAGCGAUCCGACUUGGGAGAGACUCGAGCACGCCUUUGAUCACCCGGAAACAUCGGCUCCCGGCGCGCUAUACUACUUUACCUUCAUUUAUGGACUCUUUCCCGUCAAUCUCAUGAGCUACGUUCGUAAGCCUAGGAGGUUCCUGAAGAACAUCAACUAUCUCGGUGCAGACGACCUGGUUCUGGAUCCUGAGGCUAUUCGACGUCGCACCGAGCCUUUCCGGCAGGUCCAUCUCUUGCAUCCCAACUUCUUCAACAUGACUGCCGAGGAGGAGAUGAGCGAGAGCCGUUGGCUCAAGAGUGACCCUGCCGAUGUCGUCACGGAAUGCAUGAGCCUGUGCAUGGCAGUGUCUGCAUCUUUAGAUGACCCCGGUCCACCGCCAACCGCCAAGCUACCCGAUCUCCCGCAGCCAACCGCACGGCCCGCCCAUGUCUCUUUAGUUCCAACUGAAGAUAUACCUCCACUAGACGAGGACGGAACAACUUCUCCAACAGACGGAAAGCCCAGCAGCAGUUGGCGAAACACUCAAUCUACCACUUUGACAAAUCCCUCCUCCAAGGAUUUUGCGCAUCCUAGGAAGCUUUCUCCCCAGCCUCUUGGUGCUAGUCCUGAUAGUCCUACCUUACCAGGAGCUACAGUUCCACAGCUUGCUGAAAAGGAGCAACCACAGAACCUGGAAACGUCUUCAGCCCUUCUUGCUUCACCUCGGCUUGAAGCAUUUACGCAAACACUCUCUGCAAACCACUAUCCGCUCUCACAUACACACGCUCGGCUUGCGCAAAACCUUGCAACCCUGCAACGAGAGGUCAUGCUAUUGCGCAACGACCUGAACUUCGAACGGUACCUGAAGGCGCAGCAUCUAUCCCACAUCGGCCAACUUCAGCGGAGACAUAUCAAGGAAGCCACAGUUGAGGCGGAAACGCAAAAUCUAAUCAACACCAACAGAACGCUAAAGGCCAAGCUGCAAAAGGCGAAUGAGCUCUACGCACAGCUGAAGAAGGAGACGAUGACCGGCAGGAAUCAGUCAAAGAAGUGGGAGGGUGAACUGGGCUCGAAGCUCAAGACCUUCCGCGACGAGCAAAAGCAGUGGCACUCCGAGGAAGAGUUGUUCAAGGCAAAACUUGCCAGGGCGGAGAAAGAUUGCGAACGUCUCCGGAGACUUCUUGUCGAGGCGGAAGCAAGGGAACUGAAUUCAAAGCAAAACCUCAAGUCCAUCGAAGUGGAGUUGGAAGAAAUGGGCACGCUGAAACAGGAGAUCGAAAGCUUGCAGGCGAGGCUGCGCGACUUCGAGCUCAGGGAGCUUGACUUCGAACACGCAAAGGAUGAGCAAGAAAUGCUGCGCAAUGAGCUCAAGUUGGCCAACAUGAAGCUCGACAGCCAAGACGCUGAACGGAACAGAAUUGCUAGGGCGUAUGACCGCAAGUUUGCCCAGAUCGAAUCUCGCCAACCGGUCGACAUUGACACGAAGCACGACCCCACUCAGCUUCCUGCAUCAGUGCAGCAGAUGAUUGACUCGGCUCUUGCUGCAAGCCAUUCCAAAUUCAACCAACUGAGGAAGACGCACAACCGCCUCCUCCACCGCUUCACUGAACUGGAGAUGAAAUGUCAAGCUCUUGAGGCUGAGGUGUCGUACGCAAGAGGUCGCACAGGCGGGAAUGGCCAUGGAAGCCACGACGCACACAGCCCCAUCGAUGAGCAUUCUUCCAGCGGGUUCAUCAGAAAGCCUAGCACCGCAGGAAGCGGUAGCAUCGCCAGCAGUAGAGGGGCAAGUUUCGCGAACCGCUACGGCCCCAGAACUUACGCCGAGCCACUGCGGAUGGAUGUGCGCAGCGAUGAUGAGUUUGAUGAUGACUACAGCGAGUUCAACUACCCGACCUCCUCAUUCUCGGGAUACGGUCACCGGCCUUUCACAGCACGUCCCGAGCGCAGCGAGUCGCUUCCAACCAGAACAUUCCAUCCUAUGGACACACUGGGCCCCACAUCUGAGCCGCAGUCUCCCACUGAUACCAUACAUGCGCCUCGGUUCCACGCGUUCAAUCCUACGGAGCCGCUCGGCUCAUCCGAUGGCCGUAGUACAUUCAGCGCCAAUACGAAUGGCAGCGGCAGCGAUAAGGACAACAAGGUAGCAAAAAUAACACCAAAGUCGGAAGUCCGGGUUUAUGGCAGAGGCGGCGCCCAAAACGUUGGCAAGAAGAAAGAUCACACGUCCAAAUCCGGCACCGGCGGCUUCAGAGGCUUUAAGGGGCUGAUGUCUCAGAACUGA